Messenger RNA from Durusdinium trenchii, 1548 nucleotides. The record is from the annotation of a GenBank genome assembly. Lineage: Eukaryota; Dinophyceae; Suessiales; Symbiodiniaceae.
AUGGCCGAUCGGCAGACCUCCUUGCUCCUCCAUGGCGUUGCUGAUGCGCUCCCCUCGCUGUUGGGGCCAUCGUCUGUCCGCCUCGCAGCACUGGCGAGAGGCAUGUUCAAAGGUGUGCAUAGUUUUGUUCGGCGUUCUUGUUUGGCUGAACAACCAUGGCUCUUGGUGACCACAGAAGACGCAAGCUUUGCUCUCCGGACAGGUGAUGGCCUGUUGAUGCCAUGGCCAAGUGAUUUUCAAGUGGAUGCCGUGCUGUGUGUUGCCAAGAUCCAACACAUCUUUGCCAUGUCUUCAGAAACCGCAGAUUCGAAGCUCUGUGCUUGGGACCAGUGGGAUGGCCAGACAAAAUGGCAGGUUCAGACUGGUCGGAAACUCUUGCGUCCGCUCUACUUCCUAGACAAUAUCUGUGCCCUUUGUGCUGGUUGCUUUGAGGGUGUUCUUCUUUGGGACGCUCUUAGUGGUGUGAACCUCCGACAACUGGCCACGCCGCUACCAGCAGACCGGAUUUGGUACUUUGAUGAGCCCAACUUGCUAUGUGCACGAAGCAGUGAAGUCUUGGGGCUCACCUCGCAGCUGCUGGUUUGGAGCACAUGCAAGUGGCAGACAGAAAAGACAACUGAGAUUUCAUGGGAGAAGACCAGUACCGAGAUGAUUAUGGCCGUCACUUGUAACCAUCGGCACCUGUUUGCCCGCUUGGGUGCAACAAUACAUGCCUGGGAUGCUACGACUGGCCGAGAGCUUUGGAGGUGGAAGGAGCAGAUGCUGCCGCGCUUGCCAACUGUCCCCACCCAGAUUCAGCAUGUGAGUGGCAGACUGUAUGUGGCCGCAGGCCAUUUCAUUUUUGCUUUGGAUGUGGACAGCGGGGGUUUGCUCUUCAAAAUUGCGACUGUUGGGUCUGUGGUCAAAGCUUUCCCUAUCGAUGCUUCCAGUACUUGCAUGGCCUCUUUGAUCAGAUCCAGUGGCUAUGCCCUGGGCUUUUUGGACCUGUCUCAAGGUGCUUUGCAGCUGGCAACGUUGAAAAGGGGCGAAAUUCCCAAGACAUCAAUCACAUGGAAAAGCUUAGUCAUUGUGGCGAUCACUUGGGAUUCAUGUGAUGAUGGCAGCGCCUUAUUGGCGUGGGACUUCUCAAAUGGAAGCUUUCUUUGGGACACAUGCUUUGAGAAGACUCUGCAAAGUCUCUCAUCAGACAGCUGCUGCAUUUUCGCAGGGGGCGUUGAUUUUGUCUCCGCUGUGAAUCCGCAUGAUGGGUCCCUGCUUUGGGCGACUGAAAUUGAUGGGAUGGCCAAAGCCUUGACCUUGAUCUCACCACAGCGGAGGAAAAAUGCGUUUCCAAGCAGUUCCGAGCAGUCAAGAAAAGUGUCAGUGGAUGGUCAAUACUUUGAUUUGCACCCUUCUACUCAGGCAUUCUGCUUUGUCUUUUCUUUGCGCUUGGCACAAGGCUUACGUGUUCCUCAUGAUGGCAAGCUCAUGGUCAUCAAGGCGGAACUGUGGCCGCUUCUCUUUGCAGAUUCCGACGUCUCUGGAUGUCAAAAAGCAGAAAGACGAUGA